This is a messenger RNA of Linum tenue, 306 nucleotides long. NCBI's taxonomy places the organism in Eukaryota, Viridiplantae, Streptophyta, Magnoliopsida, Malpighiales, Linaceae. The record is from the annotation of a GenBank genome assembly.
UUGGCCCUCCAACACGAUUUGCAUGAUGUAGUUCUGGAGACGGAUUGCAAAGUUUUGGUUCAUAAGUUGCAGCAUCCGAGUAUGGAACAGAAUGAGGUCGGGGUGUUGUGUCGGAGUAUCAGGAGGUUGUUGAGCGACAUAGGCAAUGGAAGAUGGCGGCAUAUCUGUAGAGAAGCUAAUGAGGCAGCACAUAUUAUGGCUCAUGCAGAGUCGAGGUGGAACGAGAGCUUGGUGUGGUUUGAUAGGCCACCGAAUUAUCUUGUUAAUCAGCUCCAGCUGGAUAGUGUAACCGCUUCAACUGAUUAA